Sitodiplosis mosellana (orange wheat blossom midge) is the source of this 1275-nucleotide messenger RNA. RefSeq names its product glucose dehydrogenase [FAD, quinone]-like. Gene Ontology annotation, molecular function: ecdysone oxidase activity; flavin adenine dinucleotide binding. The record is from RefSeq and is a predicted model, not a curated record. The transcript has 5 exons. NCBI's taxonomy places the organism in Eukaryota, Metazoa, Arthropoda, Insecta, Diptera, Cecidomyiidae. The annotation marks the transcript as partial.
AUGAAUUUUAAGUUCAUUGAAUUUUUAUUGAUCAAAGGAUUGGGAGAUGUCGUGGAUUUUAUUGUCGUUGGUGGUGCGUCGGCUGGAUGUGUCGUUGCAGCUCGAUUGAGUGAAAAUCCUAAAUGGAAAGUCUUACUAUUGGAAGCGGGAGGCAAUCCACCGAUCGAAUCUGAAAUUCCAGCUUUGUUUGGGAGUAUUCAAAGAACAAAAUUCGAUUGGCAAUUCAGCGUGAAAUCAGAAUUGACAUGCAAAGCAGCUGUGAAUGAGACAUGCAGAUAUACGAGGGGGAAGAUGUUAGGUGGUACAUCAUCAUUGAAUGGUAAGCAGAGACCCAAGGAAGAGGAUUAUGAUGGCUGGGCUGAGCUGGGUAAUACCGGUUGGGAUUAUGAUAGUGUUUUGCCAUAUUUUAAAAAAUCUGAAGGAAAUCAAUAUGAACCAUUUGGGAUACUUGAAUAUGCAAGCAUUUUAUGCGAAUGGUCGACGGCAAAGUGCCGCCAAAGCAUUUUUGAUUCCGGCAAAAAUCGAAAAAAUGUGCAUGUGAUCAAGCAUGCUUUUGUUAAGAAAAUCCUUAUCGAUGAAAAUAAUAACGCGUACGGUGCGAAAUUUACAUACAAAGAGAAAGGAACGUUCAAGGCGUGUGCACGAAAGGAGGUCAUUGUUUCAGCAGGCUCAUUUUUGAGUCCACAAUUACUGAUGAAUUCAGGAAUCGGGCCAAAGAAGCACUUGGAGAAAUUCCAUAUUCCGGUGAAGGCGGAUAUACCGGUUGGACGAAAUUUGACCGAUCACCAAUCGGUUUACGUUUGGUUUCGAUUCAAUUCCACGGAAACAUCGUCAACCGCACAAUUGGAUAGUCUUUAUCAAUAUGUCGUUCAUGGAACUGGGCCGUUGACAUCACGAGGAGUGACAAAUGUGAAUGGAUUUAUAAAUAUCGCCAAUACAACUGGCGCACCGAAUAUUCAGGUUCAAGUAUUUUACUGUACGGAAAAUUCGAGCGCUUUAACAUCAUUCGCAAGUGGUUAUAAGGAUGGCAUCAAACAAAAACUACUGAAUGAGACCUUAACUCAUGAUCUUGCCGCUGUGGUCAUCUCCAAUAUUCAUCCAAAAUCAAGAGGUUACGUCAAAUUAAACCGCACAUCGGUUUACGGCAAGCCAAUUGUUAAUCCAAGAUUCUUCAGCAACCCAGAUGAUGUCGAGGUAUUACUGCAAGCCAUGAAGCAACAACUGUCUUUUGAGAAUACUACAUCGUACCAGGCAAAUGAUGGUGAAUUCGAAGAA